Conger conger (European conger) is the source of this 10169-nucleotide messenger RNA. It is a transcript of the gene mical3a, whose product is annotated as microtubule associated monooxygenase, calponin and LIM domain containing 3a. Lineage: Eukaryota; Metazoa; Chordata; Actinopteri; Anguilliformes; Congridae. Gene Ontology annotation, molecular function: protein binding; FAD binding. The record is from RefSeq and is a predicted model, not a curated record. The coding region runs from base 1012 to 8175 and encodes 2387 amino acids. The transcript is spliced from 49 exons.
CCCCAAAUCACAGCGGUAUCACCGCACUCCAUGAUGCGCACACGGUUUGAGAGCGCUCGGCCUUGUUGUCCCCGAGAUCAUGCACAAGUUCACGACGAAUUUCAUGGACUGGAAGCAUAAACAUUUCUUCCAUAAGGUGUUCACAUUUGUAAUCCAAAAAUUUAAUUUCUACCAUAUAGAUCCACGUCAAAUCGAAUUUUAAGUUGCACAAAUAUUGUAGCCAGGGCGGGGACAUUGGAAGCAAUUCGAUCCAAGGCACGUUUAAUGAACAAUACACGCCAAUAAAUGAACAAGGACUUGUAGUCCCGUAGAGUUCCCCGGCCCUGCUGUCACUGAUUGCCUCAGGUGAGUCGCACGGUCUGCUGCGAUAAAACCAAUUAAGUAAUUAAGAGGUCGGAGCAACAGUGGAUGCCGUAACUUCGGGAGAGUGAAACCGAGAGUUGCGCCCCUUACGGAAAUGAGAUGUAGGCCGACUGCAACAAACUUCUCCAUAGUCCUCAGGAGGGGUUGGGAAAAGUGGUUUGGGUGCAGAGGUAAUGGGCGAGAGACUAUUUCCACGGUGUCCGAUUCGGGUGGAGGUCUGGGUGUUGCACUAAGCACCUCUCAUUGCGGGUUACCCCUCCUAUUUUACGGAGAUUCGUCCUUCCCUCUCGCUUUAACCGAGUUACCAACUUAACGCCUACAAGCCUGAAGAGCGUAUGUGGUUGGCUCCAUGGGAGAAGCCUGCAUACAAGAAUAAAAGGAAUAAUAAGAAUAAUCGGAAAACUGACUCAUGAUCUUCGUCUGUCAGUGUUGGAUCGUCCUAAAACAAUGUGAUCGAUUGGAUUAAACUCCGGAAAGCUACAAUAUUUCAGUCUAAUCGCUGUCCGUUUUCCAGCAUCUCGCUAAGAAAUGAAGAUGCCUGAGGGUCCCAGCAAUCGUUAAGCCGGAGCGGGCUGUGAGCGAGAGGGCGGAGGCCCGUCCCAGGCUUCCCCCCCCACUAGGGGGGGUGGCCGCCCGUCCACCCAGACAAUGGGGGACGGGGGCGUUGGCGCUGGAGGGGAGCGGGUGAGCCACUCCCACGUCUUGUUCGACCGCUUCGUCCAGGCCUCCACCUGCAAGGGCACGCUCAAGGCCUUCCAGGAGCUCUGCGACUUCCUGGAGCUCCGGCCCAAUGAGUACCGCAUCUUCUACCACAAGCUCAAGGCCAAGCUCAACUACUGGAAGGCCAAGGCCAUCUGGGCCAAGCUGGACAAGAGGGCCUGCCACAAGGACUACAAGAAGGGACGAGCAUGUGCCAACUCGAAGUGUCUGAUCAUCGGCGCGGGCCCGUGUGGCUUGCGUACGGCCAUCGAGCUGGGCUUCCUGGGGGCCAAGGUGGUCCUGCUGGAGAAGAGGGACGCCUUUUCCCGGAACAACGUGCUCCACCUCUGGCCCUUCACCAUCCAGGACCUGCGUGGCCUCGGGGGCAAGAAGUUCUACGGGAAGUUCUGCGCCGGCGCCAUCGACCACAUCAGUAUUCGGCAGCUCCAGCUGAUGCUGCUCAAAGUGGCUCUUCUCCUGGGCAUCGAGAUCCACGUUAACGUGGAGUUCAAGGGCCUGGUGGAGCCUCCCGAGGACCAGGAGAAUGAGAGGACCGGCUGGAGGGCGGAGGUCCAUCCUCGGACCCAUCCGGUGAACGAGCUGGAGUUUGAUGUCAUCAUCGGGGCAGACGGGAGGAGGAACACGUUGCCAGGGUUCCGCAGGAAAGAGUUCCGGGGCAAGCUGGCCAUCGCUAUUACCGCCAACUUCAUCAACCGCAACACGACGGCCGAGGCCAAGGUGGAGGAGAUCAGCGGCGUGGCCUUCAUCUUCAACCAGAAGUUCUUCCAGGAUCUUCGGGAAGCCACAGGAGUUGACCUGGAAAACAUUGUGUACUACAAGGACGACACGCACUACUUUGUGAUGACUGCGAAGAAGCAGAGUCUGCUGGAGAAGGGGGUCAUUCUGCACGACUAUGCAGACACAGAGCUGCUUCUCUCCCGGGGGAACGUGGACCAGGCGGCCCUGCUGUCCUACGCCCGCGAGGCCGCUGACUUCUCCACCAAUCACCAGCUGCCGACCCUGGACUUCGCCAUCAAUCACUACGGGCAGCCGGACGUGGCCAUGUUCGACUUCACCUGCAUGUACGCCUCGGAGAACGCCGCCCUGGUGCGGCAGCGCAACGGACACCCGCUACUGGUGGGGCUGGUGGGAGACAGCCUGCUGGAGCCCUUCUGGCCCAUGGGCACAGGCAUCGCCCGCGGUUUCCUGGCAGCCAUGGACUCGGCGUGGAUGGUGCGCAGCUGGGCGCAGGGCAGCACGCUGCUGGAGGUGCUGGCCGAAAGGGAGAGCAUCUACCGCCUUCUGCCCCAAACCACCCCGGAGAACGUGAGCAAGAACUUCAGCCAGUACAGCGUGGACCCCACCACCCGCUACCCCAACGUCGUCCUUCAUCUCCUCAGGCCCAACCAGGUACGGCACCUCGUCGACACGGGGGAGUCGAGGGAUUUGCGCAUUGACAUGGAGAACGCGGUGAACUCCUCGACGCCCAACUUAAUGAGAAACGACGGUGUCCAUUUUCAGGAUCUUGUGCAAGAAUCCAUUGCGCGCUCCAGUAAGCUCCUGAGCUGGUGCCAGCGGCAGACCGAGGGCUACAGGAACGUGGCCGUGACGGACCUCACCAUGUCCUGGAAGAGCGGGCUGGCCCUCUGCGCCGUCAUCCACCGCUUCCGCCCGGACCUCAUAGACUUCGACGCCCUGGAGGAACGGGACGUGGAGCGGAACACGCAGCUGGGCUUCGACGUGGCCGAGCGGGAGUUUGGGAUCUCCCCCAUCAUGACGGGCAAGGAGAUGUCGUCCGUGGGCGAGCCCGACAAACUGUCCAUGGUCAUGUACCUCAGCCAGUUCUACGAGAUGUUCAAAGACACGGUGCCCCCCGGUGAGCACCAGAACCUGAGUCCGGAGGAGAAGGCGGCUUUGAUCGCCAGCACAAAAUCCCCCAUCUCCUUCCUCAGCAAGCUGGGGCAGAGCAUCUCCCGCAAGCGCAACCCCAAGGACAAGAAAGAAAAGGAUGUCGACACCAUUGGGAAGAGGAGAAAGACCAGCCAGGCGGGGCAGUCCGAAGAUGAGGAGGUUCCGCGGGGUUGCCGUGACGACAGGCCCCAGGCGGCCGGCGGCCUGGCCGAGCGGAGGCCGGAUUCGACGGCGGCGGCGGGAGGGAACCACAACAAAGUGAAGUCCAUGGCCACCCAGCUGCUGGCCAAGUUCGAGGAGAACGCCCCCAUCCAGUCUACAGGUCUCAAGAGACAGGGGGGCUCCAUGCCUGACCUGGGCUCCCUGCUCCGCCCUUCUCUGCCUCCUGCCCCCCCCAAAGAGGUGGCCCAUCUGCCCCCCGUCCCUGCAUGGAGACAGAGACGCUCCCGGCUGCAGGAGCAGCUGAGCGUGCGCUUUAAGGAGAGGCUGAAGUGCAACACUCUGCCCAGCACGGGGGAGCAGGCCAGAAGCGGUACGGGCUCGCGGUGCUGCCCAAAGAAAACCAUUCUACUCUCCUCUUCCUCCUCCGCCUCCUCCUCACUCUCUCUCCACGCACAGCGGCCCGACACACAGGAGGAGGAGCUCCAGGCCGGGGGAGGGGCCUCUAUGACGGACAGGGGCCUGGAGAUCCCGUCCCCUGUGGACAAGGGCCCCGCACCCAUCCCCAGUGUCCAGCAGAGGGCAGCCCGCCUGGCCUCUCUGUUUAAAGGCAAGACGGAGAAGCCCCAGCCAAUGAGAAAGCCCUCGCGCUUCUUUAUCGAGCAGUGGCACCUGGCCCGAGGACUCCGCACCGGCAGACCCCUCCCCUCCCCCGACACCCUCCGCCAGAGAUAUGUUAAGAUGUACACAGGGGGGGUGAGCUCCUUGGCUGAGCAGAUAGCCAAUCAGCUUCGAUCUCAGGAGGAACCAAAGCCCCUUCUUGACAAGAAGGAAUUGAGCUCGCUGAGGAAGGAGUUCCCGCAGAACAUCGGGGGCAGCGACGUGUGUUUCUUCUGCCGGAAGCGCGUGUACGUGAUGGAGCGCCUCAGCGCCGAGGGGAAGUUCUUCCACCGCAGCUGCUUCAAGUGCGACUACUGCGGCACCACUCUGCGGCUGUCCUCCUACGCCUUCGACGUGUGCGACGGGAAGUUCUACUGCAAGCCCCAUUACUGCUACAGGCAGUCGGGCCAGGCCCAGAGGAAGAGACCAGCCCCCGCCACGGCAACGCCGAUCACCAAGGAGAAGCAGGCCCCCCUGUCACCCCCCCAGGCGGUGGACGGUCCGGGACGAGGCGCGGCCGCCGCGGGCCCCGUGGAGCUGCGGGCCCCAGCGGUGGAGGUGAACGGCAUGCAGGAGCCCAGCCUGGCCAAGCGGCUUCGCGGCACGCCGGAGCGCAUCGAGCUGGAGAACUACCGCGUCUCCCUGCAGCGCGAGGAGGAGCUGGAGGAGGUGCCAGAGGAGACGCUGGCCGAGCACAACCUCAGCAGCGUGCUGGACAAGGCCACCGACGCCGACGAGGGCUCCAGCAGCUCCGAGUCGGAGAUGGAGGAGGAGGAGGAGCGGCAACGCGGAGCCGCCGGCCACGGGGCCGCGGCCUGGAAGGAGGCGCAGCUGGAGGAGGAGAGGGAGGCGCAGCUGGAGGAGGAGAGGGAGGCGGAGCCGGAGGGGAGAGACGGCGCCGAGACCAACGCCGCGGGAGUCGAGGAGGAAGACGAGGAGGAGGAGGAGGAGGAAGAGGAGGAGGAAGAAGAGCCGGAGGAGGAGGAGGAGGAAGAGGUGGAAUCUAGCGAUGAGGGGGAGUACAGCCCUUGGGAGAGGGAGCUCCGUUCAGGGGUUUGGCUUGAGAACCUUAAAGAUGAAGAGGACACGGGUACAUUCAAAGCCAGAAACCUGCAGAUCCAGCAAGUCCUGGAGCCUGUGGACCCGCUGUCCUCUCAGAAGGACGUUCCCGAAAAACGCGCCCGUUCUGAGGGGGACCAGGAGGGUGCGUCGGCCUCCCUGCCCACACUCUCCACAGCGGCAGUCCAUACGUCCACCCGCCAUGAGGCUGUGAGAGCCUGGCUGGAGUCGAUCUCCGGAGAGCCCUGUGAGGAUGAUGACCCAGAAGCGGAAGCAGGUAGCCCUGACGUGGAGCCUGGCACUGAGCUGGAUGAAGAGGACAUUCCCUCGGACGCAGAGGCAGAAGCUCGGCUGCACUGUUCUGAGCGUGGGGAGCAGCUGCCGGAAGAAGGGGGGGCAUCAGAAAGCCUGGAGCGGGUGUCCAGCCUGGCACAAUCAUCCAUCAUUUCAAAGCAGUCAGACGAAGAGGAACUGACCGCACCAGGCCAGGUUGUCAGGGAGCCUGUGACAGAGGAAAUCAGUAAACCACUCCUGUCUCCUCUCCAUCCUCCGGCUCCUCCUCUGGUUACAUCGCCUGUCACGAGUCCCUCCCCCAAGACGCUCGAGGUGGACAAACCCGAACCUGAGAAGACCUCUCCCACCCUGGAGGCCAAGAGUCCCCUUAGCUCCGCCGCCCCGCCCUCCCCAGUCCGCGUGCAGCCCAUCCAGCUCCCUGAGACAGUCGAGCCAGAGUCGCCCGUCAAGAGCCGGCCUUUCACUUGCUCCCCGACGAGUAACCCCCUCUCCCCCAUCUGCUCCCAACCCUUACCUUGCAAGGAGCCGUCGACACCAGUGUCCUCCAACUCCCCGGUCCGGACCCAGCCUGUGCCUGCCAUCACCUCCACGCCGCUGGCCAAUCCCGACUCGGAGAAGGGAGCGCCGGAGCUGCGGAAGCUGCCGGAGUCGCCGGCGGAGACGCCCACCAAGCGGGCGGAUAUCAUCGAGGAGUUCUGGAUGAAGAGUGCGGAGAUCCGGAAGAGCCUUGGGCUCACCCCCCUGGAGAGGAGCAGGGCCCCCGAGAGGAGCCUGACGGUCCCCACCCCCGACUCCUCCUCCUCCCCCAGGUCCUACACCCCGGAGGACCUGUCUGAGGAGCUCCGGCCCCCCUUCACUGGCCGAACGGUCAUCCGGCGACUCAACAUCACGGUGGAGGGGCAGGUCAUCUCGCCCGUGGACAAGGAGCCCAAGAGCAACGGCUCGGAGAAGAGGGACCUGAGCAGUAGCUCUGGGCUGGGUCUCAACGGCAGCGUGGUCACCAGCCAGACGGUGGCCAGCGAGAGCUUCAACAACUCCGACUCCGCCAUGCUCACCCCGCCCUCCAGUCCACCCCCUCCUGUGCCCAAGCAAGACUCCGUCACGCAGAAGAAGAACCAGGUGGCCUGGAAUAACGAGCCUGUCCCCGCCAAAGCCACCACGCCCAGCACACCCACGCCGGUUCCCAUCUCUCAAGCCCUGCCUUCGUCGACUACUCCUGAACCCAAAAUCUCCCCGACCCCCGUGUCUGUGACCACCACCACCACAACCACCACAACCACCGCAGUCGUAAUGCGGGAGUCGAACAAACCACGUCGUGAGGAGGUGCGCAAAUCCUUCAUUGAGUGCGUGGAGGAGAUCCCCUUCGCUGACGACGUGGAGGACACUUACGACGAACGUACGCCAGACAACAGCCUGCACGACAGGUACUUUACCCCGCCCACCAGCAAGGUCCCAAGGGAAAGGCCCCCCCUCCACCUGGCCCUGGCUAUGGAGAAUGGCAAGCCCAAGAUCUCGGGUGCCCAGGUGUCUGCCGGGUCACGGGGCAUCUCAGCCUUCUCCCCAGAGGCCAAGGAGGUGGCGGAAGAGCGUAUGCGGGUGCGGGAGAAGUCGAUCAAGAGCCAGGCCCUCAAGGAUGCCAUGACCAAGCAGCUCAGCAAGAUGGAGUCUGAGGUCCAAACCAAAGGCGGCUCGCCCAGAGUGGCGUGGAACGUUCUGGAGCCGGUGGCUGGCAAAGGCAAGUCCCCGCCGUCGUCUGUCUCUCCCAAGAUCUCUGCGGUGAAGGCCCUGGAGUCGCGGAAGCAGGCAGAGGCACUAGGGGAGAAGUUCUCCACCCCCCAGGGCAGCAGGAGUCUGGAGGUCUCGGCGGCCUCCUCGGAGAGCUCAGUGGGGGGAGGCAAGGUCAAGAAGCGUAGCUCCCUCUUCUCUCCGCGCAAGAACAAGAAGGAGAAGAAGGCCAAGGGCGAGGCCCGCUCCUCCGAGAAGCGCGGCUCGGAGGACGUGCCCAAGCACAAGUCCCUCUGGAAGGUCGUCUUCUCCGGGUACAAGAAGGACAAGAAGAAGAAGACUGAGGACAAGUCUCUGCCCAGCACGCCUUCCAGCUCCACCACGACGGACUCCGGGAAGAGGAGAGCCUCGCCCCUCGGGAGAUCGUCAGAUCUCAACCUUCGCCGGAACCUGAGCUUCUCUGAGGACUCAGACCUGUCCUGUGACGAUGUGCUGGAGAGGUCCUCUCAGAAGUCGAAAGCAGACUCCGUUUAUGUCCCUCACGCGCUGGCGUUCAAGAGAUCGUACGUCCUGAAGAAAGCUUACACGGAGGAGGAGCUGAACGCCAAGCUGACUCGGAAAGUUCAGAAAGCUGCGCGCCGACAGGCCAAGCAGGAGGAGCUGAAGAGAUUGCACAGAGCCCAGAUAAUCCAGCGGCAGUUGGAGCAGGUGGAGGAGAAGCAGAGGCAGCUAGAGGAGAGGGGCGUGGCCGUGGAGAAGGCCCUGCGUGGGGAAGCAGGAUCGCAUAAAGGCACUCACAUUAGUCCCAAACAGCUUAAGAGACGCUCAGACUAUUGGGGAGAGUCUAAUUACAGUGAUAUCCUGGACUUGCAUCUGGGCGUUGAGCCCAAUGUGGGGACCCCUCGCCGCAGACCGUUGUCCUUCUGCCCUUGCUGUUCGCCUGAAGGAAUGGGGAAAAAAGAUGAUCCGAAGCUCAUGCAGGAGUGGUUCAAGCUGGUGCAGGAGAAGAACGCCCUGGUGCGCUACGAGUCCGAGCUCAUGAUAUUCGCUCGUGAGCUGGAGCUGGAGGACAGGCAGAGCCGGCUGCAGCAGGACCUGAGGGAGCGCAUGGCAGUGGACGACCAGCUGAAGUCGGACGCCGAGCUGUCGGAGGAGAGGCACAUCCUGAACGAGAUGCUGGAGGUGGUGGAGCAGCGCGACUCCCUGGUGGCCCUCCUGGAGGAGCAGCGUCUGAGGGAGAAGGAGGAGGACCGGGACCUGGAGGCCGUCAUGCUGUCCAAGGGCUUCAACCUCAACUGGGCCUGAAGGGGUCCCGGUUCGCUGACGGGUCCCGGCUCGCCUGAGGGGGGUGCACAUCAGCCCCCCCCCCCCCGCUCCCACCCACGUGACAUCACACCUCCCUCCCUCAGGGCCAUGGCCCUAGCUCUCAGUCUAUCAGCCUUCUUUUCGCCCUCACGCAAUCCCAGUUUACAUAUCGCCACUGUGUGCGGCAAACACACCCCACCCGCGCUCUCCCAAGAACAAUAUUUACAUUUUGGCAGAAGAGCCCCCCUUCGCCAAGUUUCCGCUCGAAAGAUUUUUCUAUUGUUCGGCGGUCUUAACGGAAUAGGGUUCUCCAUGGAGACUGGAGCUUGGAUUCGUCUUUAAGAGCUCUGGGCUGUCAGACAACUGGAAGGCGUACACACUGUAAUGUCACACUGCAGCUGAGGAAACAUUGCCGACGCGUACAGUGUAAGGACCAGCUGCGAGGCUUUGUUUUGAACCGUACGACGCCAUUAAGACGUCGCUGCCUUUAACCGAGCGCGGCGACCGCGAGACGUUAUAGGUCAGAACGUUCUCCGUCCUUUCUCCCAACCCCCCCCCCCCCCCCCACACGACCCUCCACUAACAGCCUUUCCUCUCUCGUCUGUCUGAAACCUCGAGGGCCCUUGGCAGGGCGAGGUCGGCCUCGUCAUCGCCUUUGUCACGCACCGAGCGUGAAGAAUCGUCUCCGUCCAACACGACCGGUGGUGUGCUGUCACGCGAUACUCGGCCUAUCCGUUUAUCCGUGGGAAACUAAGCCUUUUUUAAACAAAGCUGCAGCUGGCCUUUUUGUGCUCGUGCCCGAGUGGACUGCGCUAACCCUCGUCGGAGACGGAGGAGAACGUACGUCGUUCGUUCCUCCCAACUCCUCCAAACGGCAGAUGGAAGUUGGGGACUGCUUGCUGGCCGUUCUCGAAUGGCGGAAUCUCGUCUUGCACUGCAAAAGCGACUCUAGAAAAUGGUUUCCCACGAGUCGCUGGAUAGAUUAUUUGACGGCGUUUGCGCGGGGUCUGUCAACUCUCACGCUCUUGGUGCGAGGCACGCACGUUCAGGGUCCGCCGGGUGCCAGUGCGUUGGUUUUUUGACCGCAAGAAGAACUUCAUUAUGGAGGAUUUUAGCAUCAAUUGCACCCCUGCUCAUACAACUUGGAUGCUUUUGACCUAUGUAGGUGGGGACACCAGAAGUCUGUGACAAGAUCCUGUUGUAGGGUAAAUGUGACUGAAGGAAAGCGGCUAUUGGUGUGUCCCGUGCAAUGUUGUACAGCAAAGAACACUUCCGGAAUGUUCCUUUGAAUUUGUUGUUUGGGAGUCUGUGGGUUGAGCCAUGAAGGACAGGCCUGUUGCCACUAGGGGGCGCCACAGUGGCAAACAGCAGACGGCCAAACACUACUGCAACCCACGGCACAGGACCCCCAACCCCCCCCCCCCAGCUCCUGGUCGAUUCUGCUCAGUUUACACGUCACUCCUUAACCUUUUAAGAGUUUUUUUAUUUUAUUGUUUGUAAAUCCUUUUUUUAAAAUGUGAUAUUCGAACAUUAAAAUGCAUCGAACAGAAGUUGAGCCGGACAUACGUUGUUUUCCAGCGCCUGCGGAUCUUCGUCCGGUUGAGCCAAACGGAAACGCUGUCGCGCUGUGCAUCUUUCAUCAUCGCUCACCAUCUUGUUUUUAGCUGCGAACACCGUGAGGUUUUUUUUGUGUGUGUGCGCGUGUGUGUGUGUGUGUGUGUGUGUAGAGGAGUCUAAAGAACUGUGAGACUAGGUGUAAAAGAUCCCGCAGGUUCAAUACGGUCUGUUUAGAAGCUGUGUGGCUUGUUUGACAGAUUUCUAUGAUUAUUUAUUAACAUGUGUGAAGAAAAUGUAUUAUAUGUACAAAAAAAUCCUAAUUUUUAAACUUGUUUCUGUUGUUGACUGAAAUGUAAACGCUUCAUGUAGCUCAAUUGCAUAUAAAGUGUUGGGUGUACAUUUAACGGGCAAUAAAGCAAUGCAGCAGUUAUUUAAAA